Messenger RNA from Asterias rubens (European starfish), 3927 nucleotides. Its product is annotated as iroquois-class homeodomain protein IRX-6-like. The record is from RefSeq and is a predicted model, not a curated record. Lineage: Eukaryota; Metazoa; Echinodermata; Asteroidea; Forcipulatida; Asteriidae. Gene Ontology annotation, cellular component: nucleus. The coding region runs from base 482 to 2071 and encodes 529 amino acids. The transcript is spliced from 7 exons. Gene Ontology annotation, biological process: cell development; neuron differentiation; regulation of transcription by RNA polymerase II. Gene Ontology annotation, molecular function: DNA-binding transcription factor activity, RNA polymerase II-specific; RNA polymerase II cis-regulatory region sequence-specific DNA binding.
ACCAGAUACUGACACAGUGUACUCGUAUGUAUGUACAUGUUCCUGAACACGACCUCGGGCCCUUAAAAAAGCGGUACGGUAGCCGAAAUAAGGUGGCCCCGGUACCUUCCUCGUCAUAACUCCGACACGGUCUAAAACAGAGUUUACUUGUAGGACACGCGCUGCUCGGAAGCAACUUCCCCACCGAACGGCGCUCGUGUACUGUCGUCAGCUGUGUAGGUAGGAGGACCUCGAGUGGAGAUGCAACUUGGAAACUUUACUUGAAUUCAGGAACUUGUGCUGGCAUUUCCAACAUAUAAACUCAUCUUGCUCCACGGUUAAGAACAUAAUCUUGAAGCACCUAAACCACCGUCCAGAGUUGAAGAGAAAAACACACAUGGGAUUUUUAUACCGGCCGAGGAUUUUAUUACCCGAAGAAGAAGACAAGAGUUUUUAACGCCAAGUUGAAAAGAAAACUUUUGAAAAACAUUGGAGAGCAAUCAUGUCUACUUUUCCACAGUUCGGUUAUCCUUAUCCAGCUUCUUCUCAGUUACUGAUGUCCGCAGCCACACCAGCAUCGUCAUGUUGCGAGAGCGGCCGACCGGUCGUGACAGAUCCACACACCGGGCAAGCGGUGUGUUGCUCCCCACUGGACAACCGUGCCACCGCGCUACUUCACUCCCGAGUUGCCGGACUCCCUGCCCUGUACUCAUCGCCGUAUGCUACCGACCAGGGCUUCGUUCACUUCGCUGCAGAUCCGUCUGCAUUCUAUUCACCUCUCAAUUCAGCGUACGAUUUAAAAAGUAACACCGAGGGUUGGAGCGCACUGGCCCAGCCCACUGCCUGCUACCCGUACGACCCAACCACAUAUCAGUACUACGGUGAUAGAUAUGGGGCGAUGGAUUUGAACGGAGCCAGACGCAAGAACGCAACGCGUGAAACCACGAGUACGCUAAAAGCCUGGCUCUACGAGCACCGUAAGAACCCGUACCCCACUAAAGGAGAGAAAAUCAUGCUGGCCAUCAUCACCAAAAUGACCCUCACUCAGGUCUCCACGUGGUUCGCUAACGCCCGAAGACGCCUCAAGAAGGAGAACAAGAUGACGUGGUCACCGAGGAAUCGGUGUGGCGACGGCAGGAAAGAAGAUUACGAAUCGGACGAGGAUCACGAUCGGGAUGACGACAUGGAGGGAUUAGGGACAGAUCUGGACAGUAAUCCUAACGGACCAUUGUCAGAUGUUGAAGGAAUCAGAGAAGAGAAUAACAACGAGAAAGACGACGAGGAUGAGGAUCAGGAAAUCAUCGUGAGUGAUUGUAGUAGUAACAGUGUUCCGCGUCUUGUGUCGCGAGUACCGCCCGGGUUUCUCAGCACCGACACCGGUAGAGACUCAAUAAGUGUCAUUGUCGAUGAUGAUGAUGUUGAAGAUGAUCGCCAUCAUCAUGUGCAGAGAUCCAGAGAACAAUUCAGCCCAGUUUGCCGAAACAAGAGAAGCCCAAGUCCAACCCCCUUGCCGUCCACCAUCAGGGCAACAUGUAGGCCUACCUCUAGAUCAUCCCCGUGCGAUAAACCGCUGCCCAGCAGACAGACUGAAAAACCAAAGAUUUGGUCGCUGGCCCACACGGCCACAUCGAGUAGUCCCGAGCGAGAGAGGCGAUCCAGAUCCCCCGUUCGGUCCCCCGUACACAGCGGCGUGGCAGCCAUGCCGGCCAGUCUAGCGCAGAACUUCCGUACACCGUACGACUCACCUAUGAGUUCACUACGGCAAUGGGUAGAUGGACAAUUCCACGGAGGGUUGCCUAUACCGAGGAUGGCGACUGGAAUCCCCAUGCAUCAACUGUCAGCUGCCGCUUCGAAUCACCAAGGAGCGCCGACGUGUGUUGUGAGCAGUUCACAAGGACCGCUGUUCUCCACAGUGCCCGGGCACGGCGGCAACAGGUACCCCCUCCUAGCACACGAUGUAUCAGUCUUACAUAAUGGUUUAUCUGUCUCAACAUCACCUCAGAAAGAAGUUGACUCGAGGCGAGAGAGUUCAGAGAGUCGUGAAUCGGAGGAGCCGAUGAGGACAGCUUUUAAGCCAGUCCCGAGGAGAUAAAGAUUGUGAACCAAAAGGUCAUCUGUCUGCGCAGACUCAACGACACCAUUCUGAUUGGUUGAGACGACUCAAAAACACGUCGCCAGACGUGACGUCAGUCGUUUCAUGACGUCAUCAUUUGAAUAAUAGUGAGACUCCGUUAUUUUGAGUAACUUCCGACCAAGAUGCUGGGUUGUGCGAACUUUCUGAGUUUCGAACACGUGAUCUGCACGGCCUAUAGGAAGUGCUCAACUGCCGUACGCUGUUAUUGGUCAAUGGAACGCAAUUUGGUGUGGAAACCUGACGUCUAUAUAGUCAGCUCGGUUGUGAUUCGGCCGAUCAGCGAUGAAAUGAUCAUAUGGUGUCUAGUUCCUGACUCGUUUAAAUGUGACCUCACACCGUAGCAUCACGGACCUUACAUCCAUCCAAUGAGGUACCAGUCCACUAGGGUGGAAACUUAUUUAUAGAAAACAGACAAACUUUUUCCUUUUUGAUGUUACAUCUGAAGAUGGUCGUUGUAGAUUGAAGAUUUCCCCCACUUAACACAAAACAAUAGUUAUUUAUUUAAUGAGAGAUAUUCAUUGAAGUUAUAUGUUUUUAUAAGACUGUGUUAGUAAAUGUUGCAUUUUUUUUUAAAUAAAUGGAGGUCCAUAGCGGAUAUUAUAUUAUGAAUAAUGUAUGUAUAUAAAGGUCUCUCUAAAUGACAUUAAAAUAUGUUUUAAUCUGCCAUAUGGGAUUGUGACAAAGGUCGCCAUUUCGGAUUCAAUUUCACUCCGUACUUUGGCACAUUCAAAGUGUAGUGGCAUUAUGACCACGGACUGAACGACGCUCAUGAAGCGCCAUGUUGACUGGAAAGACACGACGCAGUAUCAAAAUGAGCUAUUCUGAUUGGCUAUGCGACAGUGUCGUCAUUAUUCAAUCGGGUUUAUCUAGCGCCCCAUUGGUUAAUCCAAUCUAUGGCGAAACAGCUACACCCAUCCCAGAGAUAUCUCGAGGGACAAAUGCGGGAAAACGUUAUGUUUUUAUUUGUAACGAAAAUUAAGAAAGUUUGAAGGAGAAAAAACAACAUUUUGUAUUCGCUGUGUCACCCCUAAAUAAACGUAAAAUCAAUUAAAAUGGUAUUCUAUCGAUUAUUUAAAUCCUAAAUGUUGCAUAAAGUUAACUUUAUGUAGGCGUACACAUGUACUGAAUAUUUGACUGAAUUUUCCUCUCUAAAAAACUACAACAGCAGCAACAUCAUGUUGUCGUUGUACCAAAGUUGACUUGUCUUUCUACAAUCCAAUAAAUGGUUUGUCAAAGACUGCAACAAAUUAUGAGGUUAAUAUUUCAGUACAAAUACCAUGUAAACCUAACUUAAUGCCCCACAAGUUGAUCACCAGCAAUCUUUCGUUUUCAAGUCUCGAAAAAGUGGCUCUUAGAUUUGAUAUAUGGCUUUUCUUGAUGCUGGAUGAAUGAGAUUUUAUACAGUUACACUGUGACGUCAGAGAGGGAUUUUGCGUCUUACAAACUCGAGUUCUUUAAGAAGUUUAAACACAUCGUCUAGAAGAUGAUGAUGCAAGUUGAAGAGUUUGUGACCAAAUACCCCUCAGUUGUCUCAUGCAAAAUGAUCGAAAUUCAAGAAGGGGUCAAAUAUAUUCAGACAAUGGAGAGGUUGUUGUACGGUUGCCAUGGCAAAAUGGUGCUAUUGUCGAUUUGUUUGCGUCAAUUCGUCGUGGCAAGUGUGUUAACUGAUACAUCCUUCUUGAUGCAAGUUUCAAUAACUUAAAUAGAAUUUUUGUUUUGAUUAUCCCUUUUUUUUUACCUAAAGGUUAAUUUUAAAAUGUUAAAUCUUGAUACAAAACCUUUAAGAGAAUACUUUCCACAUACAAAAAAAAAAA